Messenger RNA from Capsicum annuum, 1194 nucleotides. RefSeq names its product ATP-dependent RNA helicase A. Gene Ontology annotation, molecular function: RNA binding. Lineage: Eukaryota; Viridiplantae; Streptophyta; Magnoliopsida; Solanales; Solanaceae. The coding region runs from base 130 to 930 and encodes 266 amino acids. The record is from RefSeq and is a predicted model, not a curated record. The transcript has 8 exons.
AUUUACCUGAUAACAAAACUAAACAAUUGGCUACUGCCGCUGUUUGUGUUAAAGGGUUUUACAGUCUAUUUGUGUUAAGGGUUUUAGGGUUAUUGUUUUGUUGUUGUAGUUAAGGAAGGAGGAGCAAAAAUGGAUAGGUACCAAAAAGUAGAGAAACCGAGACAGGAAUUACCGAUAAAUGAGAAUGAGAUCAGGAUUACUUCACAAGGAAUUGUUAGAAACUACAUCACCUAUGCUACUACACUUCUACAGGAGAGGAAUGGGAAAGAGAUCGUUUUGAAAGCAAUGGGUCAGGCAAUAAGCAAGACUGUAGCUAUUGCAGAGAUCAUUAAGAGAAGAAUUCCUCGUCUGCAUCAAGACGCUGCUAUCAGCUCAGUGAGCAUCACAGACGUAUGGGAACCUAUUGAAGAGGGCCUUUUGCCUGUGGAGCAGACUCGUCAUGUCUCGAUGAUUUCAAUCACCUUGUCAACAACGGAACUGAACAAGAACUCUCCAGGGUAUCAAGCACCUUCUGAGCCUCAGCAGACUAAUUACUACAAUGACAACAAUAACAACUACGCCCCACGUUAUAAUUACCAGCCUCGACAGCUGCAACCACCACCUAGACAAGCACAAGCAGUCUACAAUGCUGGUAAUGAAGUUAACUUUAUUUUAGAGUCAUAUGGGCGAGGACAAGGACGUGGUAGAGGGAGGGGACGUGGUUGGAGCAGAGGUGGAUAUGCAAAUUACCAAGAUGGAUAUAAUAAUUAUCAAGAAAAUGGUGGGUACUCAAACUGGGGACGAGGUGGAGGCCGUGGUGGCUGGGGAUAUCGUGGCUCUGGAUAUGGAAGAGGCAGGGGUGGCGGCGGCAGAGGUUAUGGUUAUGGUUAUGGUCGUGGCCGCGGACGGAUGGGCAACCAUCCACGGGGUGGCAGCAACAACCAGGCUUAGUUGUUGAUUGGAGAUCUAGUUUGCUAUAAUACCUAAAAUCACUUGCCUUGGCAUAAUGGUUUUUCCUGUCCAGUGUGUGUCUAAAAAAGCAUAUGAAAUUAUGGGGUUGUCUUCUUUUUCAGCAUCAUGAUAUGUGGCCUAGGCAUAUAUACAUAUCCAAGCCAAGUUCAAGUAGUUUAUUUCCGUUUGCAGAUGUUUUUGCUGUAUUUAUUCAGUUAGAACAUAUUCUUUUGUUUAUCCAAAGACGUCUAAUUUAUUUCUUUA